GCAGGGGUGCAUGACGGACUUGCAACGGUCGAGGCGGCGGGACCUCGUGCGAUUGGCCAGCUGUUAGGUUCAAAUAAGCGCCUGUGCGCUGUGUACGUAAUGGAUAGGCGCCUAGUAAGGAGUAUUGAGACUCGCCUGGUCACUCCCUGGUUCAUUCGCAACGAACGCGUCCUCGUCUUCCCCCUCUUUCUCCCUCGUUGCGCUUCUGCGCUCCAUGGCCACUCCUUUUGCGUUCGUGACGCUUGUCUCUUCAGAUUCAUAUCUUCCAGGCGCAUUGGCCUUGGUAGCAGCUCUCAAGGAGUUACACCCCAAGCCUCCUGUGCCCCCAGAAGUUGACUUUCAGACAGUAUGUCUCGUCACGCCGGAGAUGGUGGAUGUGUCUUCCAUCAGGCUCUUGCGCAAGGCUUUUGACCUGGUCGUUGGCGUUGAAGUCAUCGAGCAGCGGGACGUCAAGGGGUUGCAGUUACUCGGUCGACUUGACCUUAAUAGUGUCCUCACGAAACUACACAUAUUCCGAUUAACGCAAUACUCUAAAAUAAUCUUCCUUGAUGCGGACGUCCUUCCAAUCCGUCCUCUCUCGCACCUCUUCAAUCUACCUUAUGAAUUCGCCGCCGUCCCGGAUGUAGGGUGGCCGGACAUCUUCAACUCGGGUGUACUCGUGCUCUCUCCUGGGGAAGACAAGUUCAACGAACUGAGGGAAUUGCUGAAAUCCAGGGGUAGUUGGGAUGGCGGUGAUCAAGGUUUAUUGAAUGAAUGGCGAGGCCAUAAUUGGCACCGACUGAGCUUCACCUAUAACACGACACCAACUGCGGCUUACACCUAUGCUCCUGCCUAUGAGCGCUUUGGGUCCAAGAUUUCCGCAAUCCAUUUCAUUGGACCAAAUAAGCCAUGGAAAUCACUUCCGUUCCGUGCCCCAGGAACGAAAAGCACGGAGAAACCCAGUCUGGGUGCUCAACAGACGUAUGACUACUCCACGCUUUUGGACCGUUGGUACGAAGUAUAUGACCGGAAUUAUCGGACUACGACACCGACUGCGCAACAAGCAUUCGAGAUUCAGCGGUAUGCAUCUGCAUGGGACAAAGGAUCCACGUUCGGUGCUGAGAUACCAACGAUCACUGGUGUACCUCCAGUAGGGGCUACGAUGGGUUUGGAUGAACUGAAGCGGAUUACUACGGAGGGCAUCAGCAGCCUUUCGCUUCCGGCUCCUGGCAAACCCGCCGAAGGAGAAUACCGAUCCCUACCUUUGGACGGAAGAGUGGAUCUUAUGCAACCGAAGUAUGAACCUGGACCCGAACCCGAGUAUGUUCAACACGGUGCAGUUGAUACGUCCCCACGACAAGCACCUCCCAUGACCACUGAGGUACCAUUGCGGUUGGAGACGCUUCCUACACCAGGCCCGAACGAAGUUCCACCGGCGCCAUAUCACUAUGGUCAUUCGUUGCCUCCAACUGAGAUGCCUACACCAUACUAUGGUCCUUCAGGUCAACAGCCUCAUCCUGAGCAGUUCGAGGGUGGUCCUGGCUCUGGGCAGCCUUCGGCAAUCAUUCCUCCUGGUGAUCAGCAGGGUCAAUACUUCCCUCCAGCCGAGUCACACGAGCAACCUACAAUUUCGCAAGGCCCGCAAGGUCAUGACCAUCCUCAUAUUCAAUAUCGCCCUCCUGUUGAAGAGACUCAGCACCAUCCAGUCCAGCACCAUGACAUUCGUCAAGCUCCAAUCCAACUGACACGAGGUAGCAGAGAAGGGUCUCCGACACAACCACGCUCUGGACGCGGAUCCCCAGUUCCUCCUAUACAGCAGCAGCCUCAAACCCAGUACCAAAGUCCGCAGUAUUAUCCUCAGCAGCAACCCCGUUCACCAUCCCCUCCUAGGGUCCCAUGGAACCCUGCAAUUGAGCCGCCUCCACGAGAUGUUCCCCUUGUUUCUUCAUUUCCCGCUGAUACCUACUUUCCCAAUAUCUGGGAUCAGCCUCCGAGUCAGCAGCACGAUGCGACGUUCCAAUCCUUCCCUCUGCACCCAUCCACACCUCAUGUCAACAAGACUGAUGCAUUCUUUCACGCACCUCCAUCCGUGAUCCCUGAACAACUCGUUCGAGAGGGACAGUACGCGAAUGUUUUGGGAUCUCCCACUUCACCUGAGAGACCAGGUGGAUUGACUCAGGUACCUACUCCAGAUCGCAACAAGGUGAAGACUAUAUUCCCUUGGGAAGAAAAGCCACGCCACUUUCCUCGUCGUGUCUUCCCUGCGGCAGAAGCUCCCCCUCGUACCGCCAAGUUCAUUGAGGAAGAGAAGCCGAAACCUUCCCCGCCUAAGAGUGCUACUGAGCGUCCUCAUUUGUCCAUUCAUACGCCUUCUCCCGCUACUGGUUUACCACCCAGCUUGACUUUCGCGAAUGCAUGGGAUACAGUUCCUAGUAUCCAGCGUUAUGCAUCUAAGUUGGUUCGUCCUCACAUCUUCCAGAUGCAGCAGUUCCAGCCUCCCCAGCCUCCUGAGAAUGGAUGGCGCAAGUUGGACAAGGAGAGACAACGUACCUUCCAAGAGCGUCAGGACGCAAGCAGCAUGGACGGUGAUGACGAGGAUGAAGGCGAAGAUGAGGGUGAUAGCGAACUUAGCGACGACGAAAAGCAGAAACAUCGGUCUAGGGUGUCCAGCCCCUCUUUUGUGCCGGCGCAGAGUAAAAGCAACAAACAAUACAAGAUGCAAGGAGUGCAGACUAUUACCCCAAAGAUGAAGAGCAAGGCUGUUCAAGUCACAAUCCUUCGAGAUGAUGGAACUCGCGCUCGAACAGAGUCCUUAUCCAGCACGAAGACUACCCGUAGCAUUGGCACUGCCCCCGCUGCUGCGAAGAGAGAACGGCAUCCAUCGUCUUCCCCGGUUUUGUUGCCUUCAGCAGUUUUGCGCGAAGCAAGGACAGAGUACCGUGGCGAGCAAAUGUCUGGCACGCCUUUGGUGGACACGAGUCUUCGAGCAUCCAUGCCGUUCCCGUCCAUGGAGACCCCUACCGGGUUGAGGUCACCCCAGACCUUGGGUUCGCCCCGCACGUACUCCCCGCCCAACAUCGGUUCACCCGCCAAGUCACCUUCUCCACCCAAGUCUGGAUCUCCUCGUCAAUCUCUUGCAAAACCGUCAGGCUCUCGGCGUACUUCAACUUCGACACCUCCCACAUCCACUUCCCCACAACCUAUUCUUUCACCACCACAGGCACUGCGACCCGCGCCAUCUCCUCGUAGGGUCUCAACAUCCACACCGCCCUUAAAAACUGAGUCUCCUGUCACUGGUACCGCGGUACCCCGAGGCCCCCAAGCUACACCACCACCCCAACGAGCUCUACCCAAGCUAUCUUCACCAUUCUCGCCUCAGCUUGCGCGAUCUAUCUCGAUGGAAACUGCGGCGACGCUCUCUCCCGCCACCUCUGCCUCGUUAGCCACUCCCGAAGGCACUCCUGUGACACCUAGCCGUACAGGAGGUCGCGUCUUCGACCCUGCACGCGGUGUCGAUGUUUUCAAGCGUGGCUCUGAAGAAGUGUUGGCACGCUUCCUGCGUAUGGGCUCAUUCGAAGAAGAGGAAUCCCAAAGACGCCAACAUGUACAAUAGGUGUUGUACUUGGGUGUAUAAUGUUUUAUUCAUUCUCGAAUUGUUGUUGUGUAAUCAGUCUUUUUUGUGUUCUUUUAUGUCCCGUCACAGAUUCUACUCUCUUGUCCGUCAUCUUUCUACCCAUCCUCAACGUGAUCCCCUCUCACCUCCAAUACCUGUCUCCACAGCAUUCGGAUACCCUUCCUACCGCAUUCACUCCCCCUCAUCGUUGCCUUUCAAUUUGUUUGUCUCGUUUUUGUUUAUUCCUCUGUUAUUCUCCUGGAAAUGGAUCGAAAUCAUGUCUCAAAUAGCACCGAAAACAUAGCGACGUCAGUCUUUCAAUCUCCUACUGGAACUCUAACGUCGGUGAACGUGUACACUUAGAGCAUUAUAAAUUACUCGCACAAGUCCUCACUCAGAACAUGAGCGUUGUUUGACAUUCAAAGUUUCUCUGAUCAGCGUGGCCCAAAUCUCUCGGGAGCCAUGAGAAAGUGGGGCCUGCCAAUCAGAUUGCAUUAUUCUUGGUAUAUACACUUUGUAUUUGGGACGAGUUGCAGACUGGCAAGCAUCAUGCCCAACGUCCCAUCCUAGUAUGUCU
Molecule: messenger RNA, 4169 nt
Organism: Somion occarium
Lineage: Eukaryota; Fungi; Basidiomycota; Agaricomycetes; Polyporales; Cerrenaceae
Source: the annotation of a GenBank genome assembly